GGAGAGGAGCGAGCGGCUCCCAGCCGCGCAGCCCGGGAGCUGGGGGCUGGGGACACUCUUCCCUGCCGCGGGGGAGCCGCAGGAGCAUCUCCCCGGAGACGGGCUGCAUCCGGCCGGCCGUCCCGGGGUCCUGAAGCCGGGAUGCAUCUGCUUCAGAGCAACGAUGGAAAGAGAAAACCCACUGCCGGUGGCAACUGACAGCCGGGAGGGGCUGCUGCAGUAGCUGGUGCUGCAGAAUGUGAGUGAAGAUCUGAGCCCCGCUAGGUUCUCCAUCCCGCUCCGUCCUCGUGGACCGUCUCCCCGGAGGGAAACCGGGGAAACAGAGGCACUCACCGAGCGGGGCGCCACCCUGGAUCCGUAACUGUGAACUUCCCAUCGUGGAAAAUGGUAAACAAAGACAUGAAUGGAUUCCCAGUCAAGAAAUGCUCAGCCUUCCAAUUUUUUAAGAAGCGGGUACGAAGGUGGAUGAAGAGCCCCGUGGUCAGUGUGGACAAGCACCCAAGUCCGGGCCUGAAGUUCCCCGGCUCCUCCAUGGUGGCCGUCCUGCCAGGGGAGCUGGACUUUGAGCCUCCCUUGUGCCAGAUGUGCCUGGGAGACCACGCUUUCCAGCGAGGGCUUCUCCCGCAGGAGAAGGAGUCCUGCUCGUGGGAGACCCCACUCGGGGGUGAAGUGAAGGAGCCAUGUAAUCAAGCCAACUUCCUGACCAAGCCCGAUCCAAGAACCUUCUGGACCAAUGAUGAUUCAGCUUUCAUGAAGCAAAGAAGGAUGGGCCUGAACGACUUCAUUCAGAAGAUUGCCAGUAACUCCUAUGCAUGCAAGCACCCUGAAGUUCAGUCGAUUUUGAAAAUCUCCCAACCUCAGGAGCCGGAGCUUAUGAAUGCCAACCCUUCUCCUCCACCAAGCCCUUCUCAGCAAAUCAACCUUGGCCCAUCAUCCAAUCCUCAUGCGAAACCUUCUGACUUUCAUUUCUUAAAAGUGAUUGGAAAAGGCAGUUUUGGAAAGGUUCUUCUAGCAAGGCACAAGGUGGAAGAAGCAUUCUACGCAGUCAAAGUUUUACAGAAGAAAGCCAUCCUGAAAAAGAAGGAGGAAAAGCAUAUUAUGUCGGAGCGGAAUGUUCUGUUGAAGAAUGUGAAGCACCCUUUUCUGGUGGGCCUCCACUUCUCUUUCCAGACUGCUGACAAGCUGUACUUUGUCCUAGAUUACAUUAACGGUGGAGAGUUGUUCUACCACCUCCAGAGGGAGCGCUUCUUCCUGGAACCGCGGGCUCGUUUCUAUGCUGCUGAAAUAGCCAGCGCCUUGGGUUACCUGCACUCUCUGAACAUCGUUUAUAGAGACUUAAAACCAGAGAAUAUCUUGCUAGAUUCACAGGGACACAUUGUCCUCACGGACUUUGGACUCUGCAAGGAGAACAUCGAGCACAAUGGCACGACAUCCACCUUCUGUGGCACCCCUGAGUACCUGGCCCCAGAAGUGCUUCACAAGCAGCCGUACGACAGGACCGUGGACUGGUGGUGCCUGGGGGCUGUCUUGUAUGAGAUGCUGUAUGGCCUGCCUCCUUUUUAUAGCCGAAACACAGCUGAGAUGUACGACAACAUCCUGAACAAGCCCCUCCAGUUGAAACCAAACAUUACAAAUUCUGCCAGGCACCUCCUAGAGGGCCUCCUGCAGAAGGACAGGACAAAGAGGCUCGGUGCCAAGGACGACUUUAUGGAGAUUAAGAAUCAUAUCUUCUUUUCCCUGAUUAACUGGGAUGAUCUCAUUAAUAAGAAGAUAACUCCCCCUUUUAACCCAAAUGUGAGUGGCCCAAGCGACCUGCGGCACUUUGACCCCGAGUUCACUGAAGAGCCGGUCCCCAACUCCAUCGGCCGGUCCCCGGACAGCAUCCUCAUCACAGCCAGCGUCAAGGAGGCCGCCGAGGCCUUCCUGGGCUUCUCCUAUGCCCCUCCCAUGGACUCCUUCCUCUGAGCAGCCUUAGAGGGCCAGUUCUGAAGGAUUCUGCGUGUUUUCAGAUGUUUUCGUUAGCCUUUCGGCAGAGCUGCCGGCCGACAGGACGUCUUUCAAGAGAAAUUUGCACAUCUCUGGGAGCUGGGCGGUCUUUGUUGCACACUGUUUGCUGGAAGCUUCUUGAAGAACACACCCUGAUUUCAGUGAGCUCACGGGGUCUUCAUUUUCACUCGUUCCUUCCAACGUGGUGCUAUCUCUGAAACGAGCAUUCGAAUGCUGCCCUAGACAGACGCAGUCCUCUUAGAAGGAAGACUGUUUUCUAGGAAGGCUCUUGUGAAGGGCUUGUCUGGGCUUUGAUAGAUGCGACUAUUCUGAAAUGUGCCUUUCCUGUGAGGUCGUGUGAGCUCCAAAGCUUUUCCUAUUGCAAGAGUGUUCGGGUCCUUUAUUUUCCCUUGUGGGUUCACUGUGCAAGCAGUGGGAUGAGUGUGGUGUGUGUGAUCACAGAUGGAUUUAGUUAUGGGCAUCAAUGUGACACUUGGCAGAGCGCUACAACGUGGGACAUUGUUUGUUUCUUCCAUAUUUGGAAGAUCAAUUUAUGUGUAGACUUUUUUUUUUUGUAAGAUAAUAGUUAACUAAAAUUUAUUGAAAUGGUCUUGCAAUGACUUGUAUCCAGAUGCUUAAAGAAAGCAUUGCUGCUACAAAUAUUUCUAUUUUUAGAAAGGGUUUUUAUGGACCAAUGCCCCAGUUGUCGGUCAAAGCCAUUGGUGUUUUUCAUUGUUAAAAAUGUCACCUAUAAAAUGGGCAUUAUUUAUGUGUUUGUUUUUUUUUUUGCAUUCCUGAUAACUAUAUGUAUUGUAUGAGGAGAAGUCUAUACAUUGGGUUAUGAUACUAGUAUAUUUAAACUUAACAGGCUUAUUUGUAAAGUAAACCACCAUUUUAAUGUACUGUAAUUAACAUGGUUAUAAUACAUACAACCCCACCCUCCUCCCCACCACACACCUUUUUUUGUGUGUGAUAAGCCAAUUUUGGUUUGCAAUAAAACCUUGAAAAACUAAA
This is a messenger RNA of Choloepus didactylus (southern two-toed sloth), 3000 nucleotides long. RefSeq names its product serum/glucocorticoid regulated kinase 1 (gene SGK1). Bases 385 to 1965 code for a protein of 526 amino acids. The transcript has 14 exons. The record is from RefSeq and is a predicted model, not a curated record. Gene Ontology annotation, molecular function: ATP binding; protein serine/threonine kinase activity; phosphatidylinositol binding. Gene Ontology annotation, biological process: protein phosphorylation. NCBI's taxonomy places the organism in Eukaryota, Metazoa, Chordata, Mammalia, Pilosa, Megalonychidae.